GAAGGAGCAAAUUGGUAUCAUGAAGAAGCAAGCACAAGGUCUUAGGCAGUGGUUGAUUUCAUUUGUUGCUCAAUUGGGUAUGGAGUCGCGGGCCGCGGGGAAGUCGGAGAUCUCCCUGAUAUCCAUUGAUGAUUCCUCUAUACCCUCCUCUAUAUCAGCAGCGAUAUCACCAUGACCGCUUCGCCCCAGGUCCUUCGUGUCAACGUACAACAUGCCAUUCUAUCAAGUCGAACAUUGCAUCCCGCUGGACAAGACCCAGCGAGAAGAACUGGCGAAUGCUAUCACGCACAUCCACACCCGCAAGUUCAAGACCCCGAGUUUCUUCGUGUACGUCCGGUUUACGGAAUCAAGUGACCACUGCGAUUAUUGCUCCCUUAAUUGCAUCCGAGCAUACGUCCGCGCGGGCGAAAAUCGAUCUAAAGAGGAUUUUGACGAUCUCGCGCAGCAGGUGCUAGCGGCUUGGAACCGGAUCAUCAAUGCAUUCGAGGACACGUAUAGAGUGUUGAGAGUCUUGGUCAUGGGGGCCAUCACGACUGGUAUCGAAAGCGGGUUCCGUUUUGCCUUCGGUGAGUAUCCUCUCAUUCUUCACAAGAAUAGGAUGGAUCACUUGCUGAUUUACCUAGGCCGGACAAGAUUCCUCGUGGCUCGAGAAGAACAUGUCCGAGUUCGAACGGCUGGUGGCACGGGGAGAUGA
Messenger RNA from Aspergillus ruber CBS 135680, 694 nucleotides. RefSeq lists its product as uncharacterized. Lineage: Eukaryota; Fungi; Ascomycota; Eurotiomycetes; Eurotiales; Aspergillaceae. Bases 212 to 694 code for a protein of 160 amino acids. The record is from RefSeq and is a predicted model, not a curated record. The transcript is spliced from 2 exons.